ACCCCGCCCCUCGCCCACUCCUCCCUCCCACGAACCUCCCCUACAUACACCAGCGCAACACACCCGCCAGAUCCGAUCCCGCACCCCGACCCCGACCCCGUGAGACAAAGCCGAGCGCCACAGGAAAGGUACUGAGCAGGUUUCUGUAACAAACAAGAGGGAGGAUGUCUACCGCCGAGGCAACCCGCGAGGAGAAUGUGUACAUGGCCAAGCUCGCAGAGCAGGCCGAGCGUUACGAGGAGAUGGUGGAGUUCAUGGAGAAGGUGGCCAAGACCGCCGAUGUUGGCGAGCUCACUGUUGAGGAGCGCAACCUGCUCUCCGUGGCCUACAAGAACGUGAUUGGUGCCCGGAGGGCGUCCUGGAGGAUCAUCUCCUCCAUUGAGCAGAAGGAGGAGAGCCGUGGCAACGAGGCCUAUGUUGCCUCCAUCAAGGAGUACCGUACCAGGAUCGAGACUGAGCUGAGCAAGAUCUGCGAUGGCAUCCUCAAGCUCCUGGACUCCCACCUCGUCCCAUCUGCCACCGCUGCUGAGUCCAAGGUCUUCUACCUGAAAAUGAAGGGUGAUUACCACAGGUACCUUGCCGAGUUCAAGGCAGGAGCUGAGAGGAAAGAAGCAGCUGAGAACACUCUUGUAGCAUACAAGUCAGCCCAGGACAUUGCCCUCGCUGACUUGCCUACCACUCACCCGAUAAGGCUUGGACUUGCCCUCAACUUCUCUGUGUUCUACUAUGAAAUCCUGAACUCUCCAGACCGCGCUUGCAACCUUGCCAAGCAGGCAUUUGAUGAAGCUAUUGCUGAGCUGGACUCCCUUGGUGAGGAAUCUUACAAGGACAGCACCUUGAUCAUGCAGCUUCUGCGUGACAACUUGACUCUCUGGACCUCAGAUAACGCGGAUGAGGGUGGUGAUGAGAUCAAGGAAGCCUCAAAGCCUGAAGGAGAGGGACACUAACUCUCCCUUGUCUGCACAAGUUUAUUUCUGAGUCAAUUUCGCAGCUACCUGUAUUGUUCGAAUCAUAAGAUGUACUAGGGUCAGUUGCACUAUGUGAAUCAUAAGCUGUAGUAGGAUCGUGCUAUGCGAAGCGUGUCGAGCUGAAGUACCUAGUGGACUACAGUCAUGAGGGCAUCAUGUGGGCAUCGUUGCUUCAGGAACGCGUUAUUAGUUCAUUAGCAGAUUUCAAACUAUUUCCUGUAUUGCAGCACAUUAUUAGUAUUGCUGUAUUAGCAAUUUUCAUUGGCUUGUUAAUGAUUGA
Lolium perenne is the source of this 1248-nucleotide messenger RNA. RefSeq names its product 14-3-3-like protein A. NCBI's taxonomy places the organism in Eukaryota, Viridiplantae, Streptophyta, Magnoliopsida, Poales, Poaceae. The record is from RefSeq and is a predicted model, not a curated record.